Messenger RNA from Melitaea cinxia (Glanville fritillary), 3689 nucleotides. RefSeq names its product phospholipid-transporting ATPase ABCA3-like. Gene Ontology annotation, molecular function: ATP binding; ATP hydrolysis activity; lipid carrier activity. The transcript is spliced from 23 exons. Gene Ontology annotation, cellular component: membrane; intracellular membrane-bounded organelle. Lineage: Eukaryota; Metazoa; Arthropoda; Insecta; Lepidoptera; Nymphalidae. The coding region runs from base 156 to 3629 and encodes 1157 amino acids. Gene Ontology annotation, biological process: transmembrane transport; lipid transport. The record is from RefSeq and is a predicted model, not a curated record.
UUCUCGUGAAACUUUGCGUUUGCAUUUGAAAUGAAGGUAAAGUUAUAGAAAGCAUGUAUUGAUAACACAUUUUCCAGAGAGAAUAUUGGGGACUAAAGAAGAAGACACCAGAAGGCCACGAAGAGUUGCUCGAAUUCGAUGAUAUAAGGUACAACAUGGACUACUUCGAGGCGGCACCUAGAGAUUUGAAACCUGGAAUUAAGAUACUGAAUGUGUCUAAAAAUUAUGGAAAAGAACUUGCUCUCGCUGAAGUCAGUUUUAAUGUAUACCAAGGAGAAAUAACCGUUCUACUCGGACACAACGGCGCGGGGAAAACAACUCUAAUGUCUAUUAUAAUGGGUAAUUUAAAACCAACAGAAGGUAAAGUGCUCGUGGAAGGUUUGGACACCGUCACUCAAAAAGACAAAUUGCAAAGGAUCAUUGGUCUCUGUCCUCAACACAACUUGUUCUUCCCGUAUUUGUCUGUUAUGGAACACGUCAUGUUCUUCACUCUGUUAAAAGGCGUUGGCUAUGAAGAAGCUAAGAAAUCGUCACAAGAUCUUCUCAAACUAGUUGGAUUAGCUGAUAAAGCAUCCUGCCAGACCAGCCAACUGUCGGGUGGUAUGAAGCGCACACUACAACUGGCCUGCGCACUGGCCGGAGACGCCAAAGUACUGGUGCUCGAUGAACCCACUUCCGGUCUGGACGUGGAGACCAGGAGAAAGCUGUGGGAUCUUCUGCUCUCGCUCCGCGGCUCUCGCACAGUGCUACUGAGCACGCACUUCAUGGAGGAGGCGGAAGCGCUCGGAGACCGCGUAGCAGCACUGCACGCCGGCCGCCUGCGCUGCCACGCGACCACCAUGCACCUCAAGCGCGCGCUCGGAACCGGUUACCGACUCUCUUUCACCACAAUCGGACUACCAGACGAAUCAGCCAUCACCGCUGCCAUCAACUCGAAAAUACCGGAAGCCACAGUCAAUGAGACUUCUCUCAACUUCAUCUCAUACAACCUUCCAUCUAAGAACAGUGCUAAGUUUCCUGAACUUUUCAACUUCCUGAAGUUAAAAAAAUCAGAACUUGGCAUCGAUUGUAUCGGAAUAGGCGCCUCAACGCUAGAAGAUGUAUUUUUAAAAUUGUGCACUGAAGAUGCAGCGGAAUUAUUAAAUGACAUUGACAGGGGAAACGCAGAACCAGUCUUCAAAACUGUGACCGGACCGCGACUCUACCUGCGCCAACUGGCCGUGCUCUUCAAGAGACAGUUGAAGUACUACCGCUCAAAGAUGUCGCUUUUCCUAAUUGUAAAAGUUAUAAUACCUUUAAUGAUUAUUUACGGCUUAACCAUAAUGACCUGUCUGAAUGGACGUAGCAACGACCUUAAGGUUCUGAAUGUAUCUUUAAAUUUGGAUCUCUAUAACAAAAUGGCCGACCCCAGAGUGUUGUAUAGCAUUAAUGUAAGCGGAGUCAAUUUGAAGAUCAUCGAAAACAAAUAUCCGAAGGUUGACUUCGAAUUGGCACCAAAUGUUACUGCUGCUCUGCUCCGCGCUACUGACAAAAAUAUAUUGGAAUACAAUAAGUACUUAGUUGGGGUCCAGCUUAAUGAAACUGAUGCUACGGUGCUAUUCUCAACAGCAGAGCGUUAUACACCGCCCGUGGCACUGAACUUACUGACCAACAUGAUUGCAACUCGUUUGCUGCCGUACGCAGAUGGACAGACCGUCACUACGUAUAACUAUCCGAUUAAUAGACCCAAAGCUUACGAGUUUAAAGUAUAUAAAAAUUUCAUGCAUGGUGCUAUAUGGGCUGUUAUGGUAGUAUUCGUGACGCUGACGACGGUGGUGAGCGCGGUGUCGCUGCCGUGCGCGGAGCGCGCGAGUGGCACGCGCCACACACACGUGCUGUCGGGCUGCGCGCCCGCGCUGCACUGGGCCGCGACACUACUGACGCACGCGCUUAUAUACGCGCUCGUGCUCGUGCUGCCCGCCGUCGUCAUCUGCGUCGCCUUCGAGCGGGACCACACCAUCGACCGACCCGACUUCCUCGUCGCUUUUUCGGUAGUCUUCAUGCUAGGAAUAAUUUCAUUCCUCGCUUUGGCCUACAUCGUCAGCUUCAUGUUUAAGGAACGUGUCUCGUGCGUUGUACUUGUCUCUAUUACAUUUUUCUUCGUGCUGGUGAUGCCUUUCGUGGAGGUACUGAGAGGCUAUAAUAUACAGCGGACAGGAUUGAAGGUUUACGAAUUUAUCGACUACUUCCUGUUAUUACUGAGCUACGGGGUCCCUCCAUAUUCACUCACAAACGCAGCCAAACGAUGCGUUGACAUCGCCGCUUAUAACGCUAGACACACACACGAGAAACUUCAAUGCUACUUUUGCUUUGAAGGCGAAGCUCCUGGAGGGUACAUGCUGGCGAUGAUGGCGCAAGCCCUUGUUUUCAUGGCUAUAGUGAUUCUAGCUCAGUACGGCGUAUUCAACACAAUGUGUGACCGAAUUCUGAACCUGAAGUAUAGAACCUCGCCGUUAACUAAUUCGGAUGAGGCAGUUCACGUCGAAAGACAAUACGUCGAGAAGACUAUCAAGCUGCGCGGCUGCUGGAGUUUUCGCGUUAUUUCUAAUAAUAAUUUAUUUACAGCUAAGAAUCAAAUCCAAGAUGCGAUGUUAGUUAACAAUCUCCACAAGAAAUAUUGGCGCAUCUUCUACAGCCCUUGCAAUCCCGUUAAAGGGGUCAGCUUUUCGGUUAAAAAAGGAGAAUGUUUCGGUCUUGUGGGCGUCAACGGUGCGGGAAAGUCGAGCAUGUUCAAGAUGAUGACGGGCAUCGAGGUCCCCACACGUGGGUCCCUGUACGCUAAUGGACACUUUAAGACAGGAUUAUCAACUAACUAUCUGCGGUCGCUCGCAUACUGCCCUCAGUCCUCUGGUCUCGACAGGUUUCUCACGGGUUACGAAAGUUUGGAGUUAGUUUUAACGUUGAGAGGUCUUGAACAAUCAGAUGUCAUAAAAGAAGCCAAAGCUAUGAUCAAAGUCAUUGGUCUCGAGAAGUAUGCGAACAACGUCGUGUCAGACUACUCGGGUGGCUGUGAGCGGCAGCUGGCGGCGGCGGUGGCGCUGAGUCGCGGGGCGGCCGUGACGCUGCUGGACGAGCCCACCGCCGGGGUGGGCGUGGCCGCGCGCCGCAGGGUGUGGGCCGCGCUGUUGCGGGCGAGGACGCAGCGCGCCGUGGUGGUCACGUCGCACAGUAUGGACGAGAUGGAGGCGCUGUGCGGGCGGAUCGCUAUCAUGGUGGGCGGGAGGGUGCGCGCGCUGGGCGUCCCGGCGGCGCUGCGGGCCGCGCACACCGCCGGACACGCCGUCACGCUUAAACUGGCCACGUUCGGAGCCACGAACAUUGCUGACAGUACCGAUUACAGCAAAAUGCUUGUAAGAUUAAAAGAAACUCUCAAAAUGCGACUCCAUUGGACAUUACGACAGGAACAAAAGACGAUGCUCCACUUCUACAUUAACUACACAAUGAGAUAUAGCAACCUAUUCUCGGAGCUGGAACAACUCAAAAUUCAAUUUUCUAUAAUCGAAGACUAUUCCGUGACCGAAACUACUCUGGAGGAAGUGUUCCUGACCGUCACGAGUAAGAUGUACAAUGAUGGACCGUUGCCUGUUUAGAUAUAUUUGGUAUUAACCUUUUUUUAUUAAAUUCUAUGAGGUUAUAUGUAUGAUAUGUAA